Molecule: messenger RNA, 4188 nt
Organism: Aplysia californica (California sea hare)
Lineage: Eukaryota; Metazoa; Mollusca; Gastropoda; Aplysiida; Aplysiidae
Gene: Nork
Product: neurite outgrowth regulated kinase
Exons: 18
Coding region: 1051-4113 (1020 amino acids)
Biological process (GO): multicellular organism development; cell surface receptor protein tyrosine kinase signaling pathway; protein phosphorylation
Cellular component (GO): signaling receptor complex
Molecular function (GO): ATP binding; protein binding; transmembrane receptor protein tyrosine kinase activity
Source: RefSeq, a predicted model, not a curated record
UUCCGGAACCGUUUCAUGGGUGCCUCUCUUUAACAAUACACGGCUGGAGGGAGUCGGGGGCGCGCUGGAAGCGUUACUCAAGAGGGUGAAGCGACUCUUGUAAGCACAUUUUCCCCUCGUUAUACCUCUUCCUCUCUACAGCAGCGAUCGGCUUUUCGCCACGAGUCAUUGCUUUUUACUCCUCUUUGGGACGGAAAGAACGAUAUUUGAAGUCGGAGGAGAAAGACCUGUUUGCUGUUUUAGGCAGGGGCUGGCUGGCUGUCCCCCGCUCUUGAAAUGAUUUGACGACAGCUCCGGAAUAUUUCUUGAAUCCCACUUCCCCAAACGUGCUUUAUUGUAACUGAAACAUAACGUAGAUCUAUUUUGUUCUGAGGAUUUAUUUGUAACGAAUUUAAAUCUAUUUGUUUUCAAAAGGACAAAACAGUUGUAUUCUUUGGAAUCUUGGACUUUCUUCAAAGGAGUUGAGUGUGUACGUGGGAAUCUUAUUUCAAACGUGUAACCCUGCAAAGCUUCUAAGCUAAACAUUGUGGACAACUUUAUAACAGGUCUUCAGUGUGACAACAACAUUCAAGUCUCAGUGCCUCUGUUGUUUUCCUUCUCCCCCCGAGACCUGAGAAGAGCGAAAGCUCCAGCAAUGAGGGGUGUGAGUUAGCCCAGGCGGCGCCUUCUGCAACAGCUCGGAGAAUGUCGUGAGUUACUCUCACAACACGUGACUGAGGGGCCAACAGAAUUUGUCCUCCAAGACGACAACUUUCCUCGACCAACUUUUCACUUCACUUCCACCCCACGGGAUUACAGUACAGCUUCGUGCUGGGUUUUUUGCUGGAUCGUAUUUGAAUUUGGUGGUUGUAUUAAUUGUUACUAUAGUGCAGCACAAGCUGAGUUUUAUUUUUAGCUUUUCUUUUACCGGACUUGUUUGCUUUCAAAGGGCACUUUGGAUUUAUUGAAUUUCUGUAAAUGUGUGGACAAGACGUGUGGGAUUUAUUGACGAUUUUGAAUCGACAUUCUGUUCCCAUCGUGUGAGGGAUCUCUGAAAAUAAUAUCUUCAAAAUGGCUGUUCGUGUAUGGAAAGUGGGCGCCUACUUGAUGUGUCUGGUUCUUUGGGAGUUAUUACUGGUGACAUCAGCGGUGUACGCCACAGAGGAAGUGUUUAUCACCUACGCCAGAUGCCGGGUGCAAUGUGUCACACAGUACCUUCCCGAAGAGAAACGACAAGACGACAACGCAUGCAGAGACACGAAUAAUUACCGGCGGGGUUACAACAGGGACUGCUACGAGUGUUGGGACCUGUGCAAGAAGUUUGCGGAGAGCAGUGCCCUACGGAAACACGGAUGUGACCGCAAGAUUCGUUGCGGCGAUGGCUGCCAGACUGCUUGUUCAUUCCUCACAAAGAAACCAAAAGCCCCAGCACUGACGGGCGAGUGGCGUUUCCCCGAGGAUGUCAACUCGGAUUCGUCCAAUCCACGCGAGCUGAUGAUAGAGUGGCAGGCUCCGAACCUGGUGUCCGGCGACACGGAUGACGUCACCAGUCCAACGGAAGCCGAUUACCGGUCGGAAGUUGGCCCCGUUAUCUACGUGCUCGCCACCAGGAACUUCAACCAGCCGCAGGACGGAUGGAAGAUUGUUCAGCAGCUGGUAUCCACUCGUGUUCGGAUAGACAUGGACGCUGUCCCUUUCUCCCCGGAGUUCCUGCUACUGGCUGUCUCAGAGGCCGGUCUCAUGACGCAGAUAGAGUUCAAGACAAACUCUUUGGUUCAGACUGACCUGAACCAGCCUAAAGGGGCGGAGUUCCGCAAACUUCUGGACUCGGACGGAGCCGGCUGGUACGUGAACAAGUACGACGGGGUCAACGCCACCCUGACCCUGUCCACUCACGUAGUCAACACAGACUCCGGUUCGUACUCGGUCCAGAGAGCUGAGGUCAAAUUUCACGGACCUGAUUGGCUGAGGGAAGAUACCGCGCAUGCGUACCCCAUGUACUGGAUCUUCAUCGACUGCUCGUCCGCCUACUCCUUCCUGCCCGACUGUAACCUGGCCAAAGACCAUUUCGCCGCCACGGUGACGAAUAGAGGCACGGAGGAGGCGGCCUACACCGUGGACGAGCUCCGGUUCAACAGCAUUUACCAGCUGGUCAUUCACCUGGGCGAAGACUACCGCGUGAAGACGGAACUCGUGCUGAAGACGUCACCGUGCCAGGAGCCGGACAAACUCAAACUGAGCCACUGCCUGGACAAGAUAGAGGAGGAGUCGAGACCAUCGGCGCCCAUACGGACGAAGGAGGGCGAGGAUUACGAUCCUGACGUCCUGCGACUGUUUGUCAACGUGUCCUCGAUGGUUCUUCCACCGGACUCCGAUCUCGUUCUGGUGAACAUCACGUGGUCUCCCAUCGUGAACCAAUCGGUAGCCUUCUACAACGUGACGACAUUCGUGGAGAACUACCCGUUCAACGUUCAGCAGACGUCUACAUCUCUGUCGCAUGUGUUGCUGCGGUUACAACAGAACACACAGUACCACGUCCAGGUGGAGGCCCUGGUCCGCCCCCAGCCCGGUGAGGUGCCCCGCCUGCUCCCUGUGGUGGACCGUCUACAGUUCAACACCUCCGAGGUCAACCUGGCCAUCUACCAGGGGCCGCAACCCCUCACGCUCGGCACAGAUCACGAGAUGGGUCGGGUGAACAGUAUCAUCAUCGGAGUCACUAUCGUCAUCGUCCUUCUCUUCCUCUCCAUUCUCCUCGGCCUACUGUACAAAAAGAGAAAGAGCUUCAAAGACAUCAUCGUUACCAAGGCGACAGUUGCCAAGAGCAACAGCUACAAAUCUAACGUUGGAGGCAAAUCUGACUACUCGAAUCAGCUGAUCGUGUUCUCUGAUGAGUGGGAGCUGGACCCACACAGCCUCAAGUUCAGCACACUGCUGGGCCAGGGAGCGUUUGGCAAAGUGGUCACUGGAUACUAUGAGGACCAGAAAGUGGCUAUCAAGAUUGUCAGAGAGGGCGCCCCCCUAUCCUACAAGGAGGACCUGGUGGCCGAGAUCAACUUGAUGAAGCGUAUCGGCAGCCAUCCGAACAUCGUGUGCCUCAUCGGAGCCUGCACCAUGUCGGAACCUAUUGCCCUCGUCAUGGAAUACGUUCCGUAUGGGAAUCUCCAGAACUUCUUGAAGAAGUGCCGCAUGGACGGUGAUGUGCGCAAGCGCUGUGACGGCCCCAGCGAGAUAACGUACACGGUGAUCCAGGACAAUGGCAGCAUGGAGAGCGGAGUGGUCACCCCAGUCGACAUGCUGUCCUUCGCCAGACAAGUGGCCAUGGCAAUGGAGUACCUAGCGGAGAAGAAGUACGUCCACCGAGACUUGGCGGCUCGCAACGUGCUCAUCGACUACAACAAAGUGGUCAAAGUCUGCGAUUUCGGCCUGUCACGUGACAUCUUCAACGACAACCACUACAAGAAGUUGACCAAUGGCAAGCUGCCGCUCAAGUGGAUGGCGAUCGAGUCUCUGAGAGACCGGAUGUUCACCACUCAGUCGGACGUGUGGUCCUUCGGCAUUUUGCUCUGGGAGAUUGUGACCAUGGGUGCCUCCCCGUACCCCAACGUGGCUCUGGCGGAUCUCUACUACGUCCUGUCCAACGGCUACCGCAUGGACAGACCCAGCAACUGCUCACAGGAACUGUACGCCAUCAUGCGAGCGUGCUGGGAAGACGAGUCGACGGACCGACCUAAUUUUACUCAACUCCGCCUCAUGCUAGAGGACCUCCUGAUCGAGGACCGAGACUACCUUGUCCUCGAGGACAUCGACGUGCCCCUCACCCACAGCGACAACAGCAGCUCCCCCAUCCCGGGCGCCAUCACGGAUUGCCCGGACCCCCACAGCCCAACCUCUCCGGUCAGCUCCGACUCCAUGAGCGGCGCCACGGCGGCUGUCAGUGGCGGGGACUUGAGACCUUACGCUGGUCGCUCCGGCCCCACCUCCACCUCCACCAGCCCGUCCCAGGCCAUGCUGAAGGGCGUGAAGAAGGUGUCCCCACGACGGGACAACAUGCGAAUCAACGUUUGCAUCCACCAGAAGUCCACGGAUCGGUUGAUACGGCCAAGUGAGAGCGACUCCAGUCCUUCUUCGUGUUAACGGAGAGAGAGAGAGAGAGAGAGAGAGAGAGAGAGAGAGAGAGAGAGAGAACAGAGAGAGAACAGAGAGAGAGAG